GGAACUUAAUAUCAACAUUGUAAAACUAGUUAAAGAUACAAGUUGAAUGAGGUGGGUGGGGUGUCUGAGCAUUGAUCGGAACAGCACCGCCGCGUCUCACUUUUUUGGGUCACAGAACGUCUCCAAUAAAGUUAUGAUUGGAUAAAUAUCAAUUAAUCAGAAAUUUUAUCCACUUGCCUCGUUUUCUACGUUAUCUCGUUUUUUCUCCUCUUAAAUCUUCUUCCAAUUAUUAUUAUUAUUAUUAUUAUUAUUAUUAUUAUUGUGUUUUUCUCUCAAGGAAAAAGAAACGAAGGGAAAGGGAAGAAAAACUUUAGCAAGAUGAUGAGAAGACAACAGGAUCAACAAUCUAAGCUUCUGUACGAGCUUUCGACUUUGAUUCUUAAUGUUCUCCAAGCUCCAACGAUGCAGUUCGAGUUCUCUGGUCAGUCUCCAGUUAUACAACGCAGUACACAGUCUCCACCAGCGAGGCCGAUGCAGCCAAUUACCCCGGCGGGCUUUGCUUCCCUGCUUCUGGGUAUUUCUAUGUCUUUGAUGCUCUGCGGAUCUGUAACUUUCUUCAUUGGGUUUUUCAUGAUGCCAUGGAUUCUUGCGUUGGUGAUGGUUUUGUAUUUAGCUGGAAUUGUUUCUACUUUGUCCAUGAUUGGACGAGCCAUUUUCUGCCCUAUGCCGUCGUCACAAUCGCCACGAAAAGAUGUUCAACGUAAGGAUUGUUCUCCGCUGCUGUUUUUCGAUUCUAGAAUGUAAAAUAUUUUGAAGCAAUAUAACAUUUGUAUUGGGACACAACAAGGGUGUGGAGGAUGGUUGAACUCUUUGCUUGGUGCAGUUUCCUGCAAUGUUUAAAGAAUGGAGGCAGAUCUUUACAUUGCAUGCUGGUCUUUAUUGCAGGAGGACAGCUUAAGCUUUUGAAAGUGAAAAUAUUUGAUUACUUACAACAUACUGGAUAGGAAGACUCAAAAUGGAUGUGCCACGUUCUUUUAUCACACUAUUUUAUCUUGGUUCAUUAUGUUGCAUUUCUUGUGCCUUUAGAGAUGUAGAAAUGAUAUCUGGGUACAUUAUGUUGCAUUUCUUGUCCGCGAGGCAUAAUUUGUAGUUUGAAUGUCCUUGAGCUAAGUCUUACCUCUAAGACAAUAGUUGUAGAACAUCUCAUAAAUUAAAAUACAAUGUGGUAGUGUUAA
This is a messenger RNA of Capsicum annuum, 1175 nucleotides long. RefSeq lists its product as uncharacterized. The record is from RefSeq and is a predicted model, not a curated record. Bases 319 to 744 code for a protein of 141 amino acids. The transcript is spliced from 2 exons. Lineage: Eukaryota; Viridiplantae; Streptophyta; Magnoliopsida; Solanales; Solanaceae.